This is a messenger RNA of Procambarus clarkii (red swamp crayfish), 1209 nucleotides long. RefSeq lists its product as uncharacterized. Lineage: Eukaryota; Metazoa; Arthropoda; Malacostraca; Decapoda; Cambaridae. The record is from RefSeq and is a predicted model, not a curated record.
AUGGGUGAAAACUCCAGUCUCUCCGCAUGGGAAACAGACGCCCUUACUACAGAAACUCUUCUAAAUUACAGUGCCACCUAUGUGAGAGCCACCUACGCCAGAGAGCCACCUACCCCAGAGAGCCACCUACGCCAGAGAGCCACCUACCCCAGAGAGCCACCUACGCCAGAGAGCCACCUACGCCAGAGAGCCACCUACCCCAGAGAGCCACCUACCCCAGAGAGCCACCUACCCCAGAGAGCCGCCUACGCCAGAGAGCCACCUACCCCAGAGAGCCACCUACCCCAGAGAGCCACCUACCCCAGAGAGCCACCUACGCCAGAGAGCCACCUACGCCAGAGAGCCACCUACGCCAGAGAGCCACCUACCCCAGAGAGCCACCUACGCCAGAGAGCCACCUACCCCAGAGAGCCACCUACCCCAGAGAGCCACCUACCCCAGAGAGCCACCUACCCCAGAGAGCCACCUACCCCAGAGAGCCACCUACCCCAGAGAGCCACCUACCCCAGAGAGCCACCUACGCCAGAGAGCCACCUACCCCAGAGAGCCACCUACGCCAGAGAGCCACCUACCCCACAGAGCCACCUACGCCAGAGAGCCACCUACCCCACAGAGCCACCUACCCCAGAGCCACCUACCCCAGAGAGCCACCUACGCCAGAGAGCCACCUACCCCAGAGAGCCACCUACGCCAGAGAGCCACCUACGCCAGAGAGCCACCUACCCAAGAGAGCCACCUACCCCAGAGAGCCACCUACCCCAGAGAGCCACCUACCCCAGAGAGCCACCUACUCCAGAGAGCCACCUACCCCAGAGAGCCACCUACCCCACAGAGCCACCUACCCCACAGAGCCACCUACCCCAGAGAGCCACCUACCCCAGAGAGCCACCUACCCCAGAGAGCCACUUACCCCAGAGAGCCACCUACCCCAGAGAGCCACCUACGCCAGAGAGCCACCUACCCCAGAGAGCCACCUACCCCAGAGAGCCACCUACGCCAGAGAGCUACCUACCCCAGAGAGCCACCUACCCCAGAGAGCCACCUACCCCAGAGAGCCACCUACCCCAGAGAGCCACCUACCCCAGAGAGCCACCUACCCCAGAGAGCCACCUACCCCAGAGAGCCACCUACCCCAGAGAGCCACCUACCCCAGAGAGCCGCUUACGAUUGAAGUUGGGUGAAAUGAAAUGCAAUUUUAUACAAUCUUGA